CAUUACAAAAAUUGAUGAACAAUUGAUUAAUCGGCUUAAUUGCUCUUUAGUUUUGUUUAUGUUGUAGAAAAUUUUCUUCUUUUGAUUUUAAUUGUUGUCUGUUUGUAACAGUUUCACCUGUGACCUGUGGAUUGAGCGAUUAUUUCAUUGAGAAUGUCAAAAGAAUCUAAAUAUGCUAAUCUACCUUAUAUUGCUUGGGAUGAACCUGAGGUUUAUGAGACUCCUGAUUUACCCGAAGUUGAUCAAGAAUUUAAAAGAAAUGUUGAUAUUGAAUCGGUAGAUGAUUCAUCUGAAAGAAUUGAAAUAAUCAAUGUUGAUGUGAAAAAGUCAUUCGAGAAAUUCAGCUCCACCGAGUGUGGUGAUUUAAUCAGUGAACCGAUUAUUGAGACACCUUUACAACAAUAUUCAAGAUUAGACACCGAGGUAACUAAUUUGGCCCAAACAUUGGAUUAUAUUCAAAAGAAACGAGAAGGAAAAAGCCAAGAUUUUGGUGACAUUUUGGCCGAUAUAACUAAAUUAGAGGCUAAACUGCGAUCAUGUAAACUUGCAAUCGAUGGUAUCCCUUUGGAAUUACAGUUACAAUCAAGUGAUGAAGGAAAAUCAACUGAUGGCCAAGUAACUACCAGCGGGUCGAAAGCUGUUAAAAAAUUUGAACACAAUUCAUUAACCAAAUUAACUUCUCUUGAGAGUAGAAUUAAAAGAUUGGAGAAUUUAUUAGAUCAUGAUGAUGAUCAGUUAACUUGUAUCUACUAUUAUACUAAUGAAAGAAGCUUAAGUGGAGCGGUUCGCUCGAUUACCAGUAAAGUGUCCAUGUUGGAUGGUAACAAUUUAGAUCAACUUGACCAGCGAGUCUCCGCUUUAAUUCAAAAGCUUAAUCAACUUGCUGACAAGAAAAAUUUACUCGAAGAGUCUCAAAGUAAAAGCCGAAUCAAUGAGCUUUAUGAUCUGGUUACCAAAGGAGAGAAAAAUUUAUCAAUCUUAUAUGAAGUGGCCGCUCGAUUGAACAUUUUGGCCGAAGUGGAGGAAGAAGCCUUGAAUUUUAGUUCCGCUUUGACAAUGAUGGAAAGUAAAACAGAGGCAAAUGAAAAUUGCCUUCAACAAUUAAACACCGAAUUGUCAGCUUUAAAAUCAUCAUUCCAAAAUUUUGAACAAUCAAUGGAGAAACAAUUAACUGAAAUGGACAAAAGAGUCAACGCUUUGAAGUGAAAUUAGCUUUAGUCUAUUAAUUAACCUUAAAGUUUCAUCAGAAUUUGGAUUCAACAUUGAUUCUCAUCGAUUGAAAUUCGAGACACAAUCAAGUUAAUAUUUGGUGGAUCAUUUUUUCUUACCCAUUAAUAUGAUAUAACCUUUAAAAGGAUUAAAUUAAUCAAUUAUUUCACGAUAAUUAAACAACAGAGACAA
This is a messenger RNA of Panonychus citri (citrus red mite), 1401 nucleotides long. RefSeq names its product dynactin subunit 2-like (gene DCTN2-p50). Bases 154 to 1206 code for a protein of 350 amino acids. The transcript is spliced from 2 exons. The record is from RefSeq and is a predicted model, not a curated record. Gene Ontology annotation, cellular component: dynactin complex; cytoplasm. NCBI's taxonomy places the organism in Eukaryota, Metazoa, Arthropoda, Arachnida, Trombidiformes, Tetranychidae. Gene Ontology annotation, biological process: mitotic spindle organization.